AUGACAUACGUGGAAAGCAGGGUACGACAAAGCAGCCGUUUUCUACCAAACAAACAGGGUAACAUUCUCGGAGCUCUCGAAGUGUUGCUGCAAGUUGGGAGCAAGGUUUCUGGGGUUUUGAAGCCACUUCCGUCAGCAGGAAGAGCAGUAUAUCGAAAAUCGAAUUACAAGAUCGAAUGCAGAUUGAAAAAUGGAAAGUUGGCGAGGGCCGUUUUAACCGGAAGGAAGGUGGAGCUAAUGAUGAAUAACAUGGUAGAAGUGGAGAUACCACUAACAGCUGUGAAAGAUGAGUCAUACAUGGAUGGUACUGAUCGUCAGAGAGGACGUCAGAGAAGACGACGGGUUAUAGUGGGUGCCUCGAAGUGUCGACCGAGGAGAUCUGCUACAGGGAGAGUAGUGUUCACCUGCACAUGCAGGAGGAGAGGCAGAAGGGGCAAAAGGAGCAGCAGUGGGGGAACAAGAUAA
Messenger RNA from Chondrus crispus (carragheen), 465 nucleotides. RefSeq lists its product as hypothetical. Bases 1 to 465 code for a protein of 154 amino acids. NCBI's taxonomy places the organism in Eukaryota, Rhodophyta, Florideophyceae, Gigartinales, Gigartinaceae. The record is from RefSeq and is a predicted model, not a curated record. The transcript has a single exon.